Messenger RNA from Prorocentrum cordatum, 465 nucleotides. NCBI's taxonomy places the organism in Eukaryota, Dinophyceae, Prorocentrales, Prorocentraceae. The record is from the annotation of a GenBank genome assembly.
AUGUUUCUGAUUCCGACGCCGCGGCCGUACCCAGAGGAGCUUAAGCAGAUCGACAUCUGCGGGCUGGGUCCGCUCCGCGUCUCCUCCGCGCUGUAUGCCGCAGGCCUCCUGAAGGGCGGCAAGGUCGUGAUAAUCAGCAGCCAGGCUGGUUCUGUAGAAUGGCGAAAGACCCAGAAUGCUGGCGAGGGCGGAGAUUAUGGGCAUCACAUGAGUCGGGCGGCGUGUAACAUCGCGGGGGUCCUCAUGUCCGAGGAGCUCAAGCCGGCGGGUAUCCCUGUGGUGUUGCUCCAUCCAGGGUUCAACCGCACAGACAUGACCUCGAAGUAUAGCGACAUUUGGGACAUAGAGGGUGCCGUGGAUGCCAGCGAGGGCGCCAAGCGCGUGCUGCACGAGGUCAAGGGUGUCUCGAUGGAGACCACUGGCACGUUCAUCAAUUGCGAGGACGGUCUUCAGAUCCCGUGGUGA